Molecule: messenger RNA, 1686 nt
Organism: Chrysoperla carnea
Lineage: Eukaryota; Metazoa; Arthropoda; Insecta; Neuroptera; Chrysopidae
Product: corticotropin-releasing factor receptor 1-like
Exons: 11
Coding region: 1-1686 (561 amino acids)
Biological process (GO): cell surface receptor signaling pathway; adenylate cyclase-modulating G protein-coupled receptor signaling pathway
Cellular component (GO): plasma membrane
Molecular function (GO): G protein-coupled peptide receptor activity
Source: RefSeq, a predicted model, not a curated record
AUGCGUGAAUAUUUUUUAAAUGUGAUAUCACUGCUUGUUAUAAUCCAUAACGUAUCUUCAGCUGACAAUAUUAUUAAAUCGUCAGGGUCAAAAAAUAGUGGAAAUAAACCGCUGAAGUGUUCUUACAAUAAUAUUCCAUUGUCUGAAGAUAUUUUUAAAUUGUGGUCAGGAUAUGGAUGUUAUAAUUAUACCCCAAUGUUUCGGUUUAAAGAUAAUUAUUAUAUGAAGUUUAUUCAUAAUUCGAAGUAUGAAAAUGUAACAAAUUCUGAUGAAUAUUUUCCGUAUGUACAAGAAAAUGAUUUUAAGAUUUAUUACGACUAUACGGAUGAAUUUAUGUCCAAGAUAAUUGAAGAAACAUUUAUUGAUAAUUUAUUUUAUUUAAAAUGGCGUGAUUGUGCUGAAAAAGCUGAUAAAUGUUGCAAAAAUGUAUUAAGAUACUCCGCUGGCAAUGAGAACACUUUGAAUUGUAAAUCGCUAUGGGAUGGAUGGGAAUGUUUUCCAACAACAAAAGCGGAUGAAACUGUUUAUAAACCAUGUCCGAGUUACAUUUAUACAAGUUCGGGUCCAACUUGUACACAUUACAGUUCAAAAUAUUGUUCCACAACCGGAAAAUGGAACAGCACAUCAUAUGAUUCUUGUAUAGCCAUUGAAGAAGGAACAUUAAUUCAUGAAUACUAUGUAGUUCUACUAUUUAUAUCAAUUCUCUUCUCAAUGCCAGCAUCAAUAAUAUUUACAUCUUAUUACAAACUACGUGUAACACGUGUAAAAUUACAUAAUAAUUUAAUAAUUUCAAUAAUUAUUCGAAAUAUAUUUGAAACUGUUCAAUAUAAAAAUGGGUUUUGGUGUAAAUUUGUUGUAUUUUUUACUGAACUAUCAACGAAUUGGAUGUUUGGUGCAAUGGUUUUAGAUGCAUUUUAUAUGUAUCAAAUUUUAGUGAGAACAUUUGAGAGUAAUCCACCAAUGAAAUAUUAUUAUGGUUUUAUUGCAGCUUUCUGUGUAUUAGCAACCACAAUUUGGGGGCUAAUAAAAUUUUUUACAAACAAUGAAGCAUGCUGGAUGAUAUCAAAUGAUUAUGGAACUUGGAUUAAUGUUGGUUUGCGCGGUGGAAUGUUGUUAUUCAAUACAUGUUUACUACUAUGUGUCAUGCGAGUGAUCAUUGAAAAAUUACGUCGACAUAUAAAUAAUGCUAAUCAUAUUAAGAUUGCAUCGAAAGCAACGUUAGUAUUAACACCAUUGUUUGGAGUACAGUUUUUUCUAACAUCAUAUCACUUACCAAGUACAUCAUGUUUGGUAAAGGAAACUUAUUAUUAUAUUGGUUAUACAGUGGAUGGACUUUUGGGUUUUAUUGUAUCCAUGUUGUACUGUUUUUUAAACCGAGAAGUAAGGAUUUUUUUUAUAUUAAAUAUUGUUGAAGUACAAAUUUUAUUGGCAUCAUCAGUACGUGAUUUUCGUACGUCAUGUCAACUUCGUAAACGUAUUGCUCGUGCACGUUAUGAACAUACACAAAAUAGUAACGAUACAUUGAACACCUACCGCAUUCAACAGAAUAUAAGUGGUACAUUAAUGACACCAGCUGAUUCAUAUCAUUCAUUAGCACUGAAAACUAUUCAUAUAAAUACAAAAGCAUGUAUAAAUAAUUGUAAUUAUUGUGAACAAUCAAAUUUGAGCCAUCAUAUUAUUGAGUAA